AGAUAUUUAAUAAUUUUUUUCAGGAAUUUGCGGGACAGAAAAUGCGGCUUCUUUUAGUUUCUGUGCCAAUAUUUUAUGGCCGAAUUGCAGCCGGAUCAUGACUGAUCCGAGGAUAGUGCAAAUAUACCGUACAGUAUUCGAAAUAAAAUAAGAAAUUCACAAAAUGGCCGGGCAGGACUUGAUGUACCUCCAUGUACAAGGUGAAAUGGCGGGAGCCAACGCCAUCUACGGGUUGGAUGAGGUAUCAACAAGUAAAAUGCCGGCAGAAUUUUGGGCAGAAUUCCCGCAACGCCGGGGACUGCGGCCAAAAUCCAUGACCACUUCUCAAGUUUUGAAUCGUCUUGGAGCCUGGGGCUUUCGAUUGGCAGCAUUUGCCCCAGCCGCAGACGCACACGCAGAAAACCUCGCAAGACUUUUUUACCCAAACUCCAUCUACCUGAGGCCAGUGUCGAAAUAUUUCCCCAUGUUCUACUGGAUCCUGUGUCGAAACCCGACAUUGGAAUCGUCAGCAGAAAGUGACAGAGGAAAUCAGCUACCCAUAAAAGAUGGAACGUCGACUGAAAAUACGACAGCGUCGUCGGAAACUCAAAUGUUUUGCAAAAUUUGACUAGCACAGGCCGGCAGCGUAGAUUUCACGUUGUCGGUCUUGUGAAUAAUAAUUGACACCCAAAAAAAAAGGGAAUUUUCUUGGAAAGUAAUACAUAUGGACUCUGUUUAUCUACCAGAAAAUUCUAGGGACCAAAAAAGAUUAUUGUAGAGAAAAUUUCGUUGUAGAGGACUUUAAUGUGUCGAAGAAAACCCUAAGG
Molecule: messenger RNA, 806 nt
Organism: Notodromas monacha
Lineage: Eukaryota; Metazoa; Arthropoda; Ostracoda; Podocopida; Cyprididae
Source: the annotation of a GenBank genome assembly